Molecule: messenger RNA, 595 nt
Organism: Rhipicephalus microplus (southern cattle tick)
Lineage: Eukaryota; Metazoa; Arthropoda; Arachnida; Ixodida; Ixodidae
Source: RefSeq, a predicted model, not a curated record
UCACUUUCUUCGUAGCCAUCGUGUCGAAAGGACGCUUCUGCAUCGGCGCCCGAUUUUCGUUUCGUCGACCGACUUUGCCAUCCUCAAAAGUAGCCAUGAAGUCUAUAGUUGGCGCCACCCGUCUGCUCAUCCUCGCAGUCGCCGUCACAACCAUGCUGCUACUGGCGGCUCCACUUGUAGCUGAAGGCGCGGCCAGGCAGUUCUGCUCGCCCAAUGGGGAUGUGUGUUUUGGACCCCUGGAUUGCUGCUCCGGCCAGUGCGUCAACGCGGUGUGCUGUGACGAGUACCUGGGCACUUGCCCCUUUGAUUACCUAGGUGGUCCCUUCUGGAAGCAAAAUUCGAAUGCCAUCACCACCAUGGUGACCACGCCCGAGCCGGAAGGAUCUUCAACAACCCCUACCACCGAGAGCGUCACUCAGGAGGAGGAGGAGCCCGAAGAGUCCUCGACGGAGGAGUCUCGGUAGACAGUCACUCUGGUGCCGACAACGCAUAUGCUGCGCUGAAGAUCCAUUGCAUGUACAUAACUGCAAUUUACAAACAAGGCUGUUUAUGCCACUGAUGACUUGUUUCGUUUUUAAACACAUUUGGUAUCUCU